CAGGCUUGAAGCUUUCCAGUUAAUUAGUCCUGGCUGAGUUUAGCAGACUAGACAGUAUAGCUAAGCUAGGGUCGACGACACUGGUCAUGGCAAUGGAGUACACCUCAAGGCGCUGGCUGGCCGCGGUGGCGGUCAUCGUCCUGCUCUCGUGCGCCCCGGCCCCGGCUGCGGCGGCCGGCCGGAAGCUACUGCAGAUCCAGAUCAGCGAGGCGCAGCAGUUCGUGGUGCCGCAGAGCCACAUGCGCGCGAUCCACGGCCAGCGCCCGCUCAAGUGGAGCAGCGAGCUGGCGGACCAGGCGGAGCGCUGGGCGGCGCGGUUCAAGGGCAACUGCGCGGCCGCGUCGGCGGCGAUGCCCGGCGGCGUCAACGUGUUCCGCGGCUUCGGCGAGGCCGGGAAGGCCUGGCAGCCCAGCGACGCGGUGGCGGCGUGGGCGGAGCAGGCGAACUACUUCGACUUCAAGUCCGGCGGCUGCGCCGCCGGGAAGCUGUGCGCGCAGUUCAAGCAGGUGAUGUCCAAGGGCAACACGGACGUCGGGUGCGCCACCGUGCAGUGCGCCGACGGCACCACGCUCAUGACCUGCCACUACUCGCCGCUGGGCAACAUCUUUGACGAGAGGCCCUUCUGAUCCCGAACAUCUCGUCCGUCAAGCCGGCCGUCUCGUGCCGCGUGUGCUUCUGGUUGAGUUGCCUUGCCAUGUUUUGCAGUUUAUUACUCACUUAUUAUAUUUUACUGUAUUAGUUAUUACGACGUGCGAGUUGAUUUACAUCAUGUUAUGGUGAGAGUAAAGAGGUUAUGCUUUGCGUCA
Aegilops tauschii subsp. strangulata is the source of this 806-nucleotide messenger RNA. Its product is annotated as pathogenesis-related protein PRMS. Lineage: Eukaryota; Viridiplantae; Streptophyta; Magnoliopsida; Poales; Poaceae. Gene Ontology annotation, cellular component: extracellular region. The record is from RefSeq and is a predicted model, not a curated record.